Molecule: messenger RNA, 540 nt
Organism: Babesia sp. Xinjiang
Lineage: Eukaryota; Apicomplexa; Aconoidasida; Piroplasmida; Babesiidae
Exons: 2
Coding region: 1-540 (179 amino acids)
Molecular function (GO): calcium ion binding
Source: RefSeq, a predicted model, not a curated record
AUGGAUGACGCAGAUUCUUUUGCCUCUGAUGCCGAGGUCCCACCUGAGAAGAUAGAGAGAAUCCACAAGAACGUGCUUAAUGCUGAAUUAGAAAAGGAGGUCGAAAAUGCAUUUGAGUUGUUUGAUAGUGAUGGAAAUGGUGAAUUGAGUUUAUUUGAAUGCCAAGCAGCAUUCCGGGCGUUAAGGCUGAAUGCUAGCCGCAGCACCGUAAGUCAGCAUAACUCAUUGGUAAUUGGCAUAAUGUCUCAGGUGAAGACCAUGUUCGCAGAACUAAACAAGGGCGAAGAUGACACUCUUACGUUGUCUGAUUUCAAAACAUUGGUGCUCCAGGUUAUCCACAAACGUUACAAUGCAGGGGAGGCUGCAAAGAUAUUCGCGUUACUAGAAGAUGGCACUGAAAUGUCCGUUGAUGAUGACGAGAUCAAUCUAAUGGUUACCGAGGCGUCUAAUGGCAAAGACUAUGUAACCUAUGAAGAAUUCAAAAAGGUACUGAAGUUGGCAUGGCGUGGAGGCCCUAUGGACGAUUAUUUUGAAGAUUAG